GAAAUGUCGAGCAAACUCAUUUUGUUGAGUGUUGUAGCUCUAACUUUUAGCUACCUUGCGUUAGCCUAUGAGCCUAGCUCCCUCCAAGAUUUUUGUGUAGCCGAUCCCAAUUCGUCAGUGAAAGUAAAUGGUUUGACAUGUAAGAACCCGAUGCAAGUUCAAGCAGAUGAUUUCUUCUUCAGUGGGCUACACCUCAGGGGUAACACAUCGAACCAAUUGGGAUCAAAGGUGACCCCGGUGUUUGCUACUCAGUUACCAGGACUAAACACUUUGGGAAUCUCAAUGGUUCGGAUUGACUACGCACCAUGGGGACUUAAUGCUCCUCACACUCACCCAAGAGCCACCGAGAUUCUUACUGUUCUUGAAGGGACACUACAAGUUGGAUUUGUAACUUCUAAUCCCGAUAACAGAUUUAUCACAAAGGUGCUUCAAAAGGGUGAUGUUUUCGUGUUCCCAGUGGGUCUUGUUCAUUUCCAACGCAAUGUGGGUAAUGGAUAUGCUGUGGUUAUUGCUGCAUUAAGCAGUCAAAACCCAGGUGCCAUAACAAUUGGGAAUGCUGUUUUCGGUGCAAAUCCUGCAAUUCCAGCGGAUAUUCUUGCCAAGGCGUUUCAAGUGGAUAAGAGUGUGGUGGAUCAGCUACAAGCCAAGUUCUAGAGUUUCAAAGAUUCUAAUGACAGAAGGAUAUGAUUAGAGCUGUUGUU
Messenger RNA from Lactuca sativa (garden lettuce), 701 nucleotides. RefSeq names its product putative germin-like protein 2-2. The record is from RefSeq and is a predicted model, not a curated record. Gene Ontology annotation, molecular function: manganese ion binding. NCBI's taxonomy places the organism in Eukaryota, Viridiplantae, Streptophyta, Magnoliopsida, Asterales, Asteraceae.